AUGGCGCUCCCGCUCCCGCCGGGGCUCAACCACUCCGAAGCGGCCUUCCUCGCCGAGAUGGAGCUGGUGACCGUGGUUCCGCGCCAACGACUUGAAAGCAUCGAGCUCCUAGGUGGCAAAACCCCACCCCUCCGCCCACUACACCGCGCGGACCUACCCCUGUGGUUAGCCCUCCUCCUCAAGAAACAGCGCCGCGCCAACAUCGUCCCUCCACCCUGGCUGCACCCAUCAUCGCUCGCCGAAAUCAUCCACCGCGAGACCAAGGAAGACCCAUCCGCCUUCUCCCCGCCGCCCCCGGCCCCGUCGCGCGCUGACCCCGCCCGCCCGGGCCACGCUCACCAAUAUGAUACCACGACGACCACAACCAUCUUAUCCCCGCCGUUCCUCCCCUCUUCCUGCACCGCCGCCGCGCCCGCGGGGUACCUGCCGUACCACUGGCUUGAGGUGGCGGAGCAGCUGCUCGCGCACGCCGGGGACGACAUGGCCGGGCUGGGCGGGGCGUCUGCGGGGGAGAUUCGGGGACUGUUGCGGGACUUGGUCGAGGUUCGGGCUGCCAAGAUGAGGAGCAGCGCCGCUGCUCUAGAAGGGUUCGGCGGCGGGUUGAUGAGCCUGCGGGGUGUCGGCGCCAUGGAGCUGGCCGAGAGCAGGGGGUUUGUGCUGGGCGUGGUGGAUGGGGUGCGCAAGAUUGGGGCCGGAGCUGAGGCGGCGAGGCGCGAACGGGAGGAGGAGGAGAUGGCUGGCCCUGGGCUUGGGCUUGAAGACGACGAGAGUGAUGAAGAGAUGGGGAUUUGA
Canariomyces notabilis is the source of this 792-nucleotide messenger RNA. Its product is annotated as GINS complex, PSF2 component. Bases 1 to 792 code for a protein of 263 amino acids. The transcript is spliced from 2 exons. Gene Ontology annotation, cellular component: GINS complex; nucleus. Gene Ontology annotation, biological process: DNA replication; double-strand break repair via break-induced replication. The record is from RefSeq and is a predicted model, not a curated record. NCBI's taxonomy places the organism in Eukaryota, Fungi, Ascomycota, Sordariomycetes, Sordariales, Chaetomiaceae.